Messenger RNA from Dermacentor andersoni, 8266 nucleotides. RefSeq lists its product as uncharacterized. The record is from RefSeq and is a predicted model, not a curated record. NCBI's taxonomy places the organism in Eukaryota, Metazoa, Arthropoda, Arachnida, Ixodida, Ixodidae.
UUAAAAGAAUAAUCAGAAAAACCGCUAAUGGUCGGGGCCCUUAGUCCAGGGCUCCGCUGGCUCUUGCCAUCUUCUCAGCUCUCUUAAUCAGCUUGAGCUGGUCGUCGAGGGCCGAGCUGGACAGCAGUGCCUCCCAUUGCUCCCUCGUUGUGUUCGUGUCUGGGUGUUCUAUGUUGUGUAGUGUGCACUCCCACACAAUGUGGUAUAGGGUUGGUGUGGCCCCACACCAUGGGCAUUCGUCCCUGUAGGCUGUGGGGUGUAUCCGAUGUUAAUAUGUGUAGGUUCGUGUAAGUGCCUGUAUGGAGCAGCGGCAUCUUCUGUCUUUAGGUUUCGAUGGGGUGGUGGAUAUCGCAAGCGACGCCCUCUGUGGUAGUUCACGAUGGCUGAAUACUCGAGGUCGACAGGGUCCAGGUCUUCUGCAGCCGGCGUGUUGAGUGCUCGGUUAUGUACGAAUCCUCGAGCUGCUCUGUCGGCCUGCAGGUUGCCCGUGAUGCCAGUGUGGCCCGGUAUCCAGAUGAUGGUUUGGGUGGUGAAGUCCUCAGGGUCCUCCUUGAGUAUUCCGGCUAGGACUUGUGCAGCAGGUCUUCCAAUUCUACCCUGUAGGAAGUUGCGGCAGGCCUGCUGGGAAUCCGUGAGGAUCGUCAAUGGUUGGUUUGCGUGUAGGCCCUCGCGGAUGGCUAACGCGAUGGCCAGCUCAUCGGCUUCCGUAAUCGUGCAGGGGCGGGUCGAUGCCGCAGAGGUAACGUGGCCUCGGUGGUCGCAUGCCACUGCAACUGCGGUCAAUCCAGUCUAUCCAUUUAUUUUGCAUUUGAUAAUUUGCAUACAGUUAUAAGAAACUCUUUGAUAUUUUUUCAUUCCUAACACUCUGCAUUUCCGUAAUGCCUACCCACUGACGCCAAAAUCGCACACAUGGAUGAAACUAACUCAAAUGACGCUAGUUUCCUAAAUUGAGGUCAUAGUUGCAGAAAAUUUGUUAGGUAGGGGGGGGGGGAUGCCAAGUUUGUUGCAUGUCAAUUCUGCUGCAUGCAAAAGCAAAAAAAAAAAAAAAGCGGCGAGGGACCGCAGCGCACAACACGGCAGGAAGUGGCGCCGCCCAGUGAUUUGCGUUCUCACACAUUUCGUAGCAACUGGCCAGGCAUGGCAAAAAUAUAGGGGGCUGCAGUUUUGCAUAAACGCUUGGCACCGUUUUCUUUUGUAGAUUACUUACGGCGAACAAGAACGUGUUUUUCGCGGACCGCGAAGUCCGAAGUGGACGUAGUUUCGCUGCGACCAUGGAUCUCCAGGACUUGAUGUCGAGCAGCCUGCUACUCGGGCUCCUCACGCUAGAUCAGAUAAACGAGUUGAUGCUGCUGCUGAUGGCGCGAGAAGAACGGGAGACGACCGCGUCGAGCGACGAAGAAUCGUCGUCGAGCCCGCGUCCUCGCGGAUGGCGUCCCACGAUGAGCGUGAACGACAUGCUGUCCGACCCGCUGCUCAUGUCCAUCAUGACGACCCGUCAGAUCACCGAUCUCAUGUACAUCAGGCUCAUGGAGAACAGGGAACGCGAAUACGAAGGCAGCAGCAGCAGCAGUAGCAGUAGCAGCAGCUCUGAAAGGUUGCAGCGCGAAGAGGCCCAGAGGCGGAGGCUGGUGCGACGUCGGCCGCUGAGGAGCAGGCAGUCAAUCGCUGCCCGAAAAGCAGACUUCACAGGUACGGGAUCGGGAACACGACCUGAUAGUGAGGAUAGUUCGCAUAGUGAACAAGAGGGAUGCCAUCUUGGCCGAGCACCAUGUGGAACAACGCAGGGCUGCAAACGAGCUGCGUCAGAUGGAGAAGGAGUACCAAAGGUGGCGAAGAGACUGGACACGACCCCCCACUGCGACAACGGGCAGUACGAAGAAGCCCGCGAGCAAGACGUUCUUGACGUUCCGCAGCUUCAAAAGACGUGUGGCCAAGACGGUCGGCAAAGUGGCAUCGAAGAAGAAGGGAAAGCGGCCGGCGGUGGCGCAGACGAACACUGAAAUCUGUGUGGCAAAGUUGUGAUGUCCAUGGCAGUCUGCAUGCUCAUCACGUGUCUUUUAAGGACUCGUCUUCGGGGUGCGGCAACGAUGGUGGGCCCGCACCUCCCAAGGCCUGACACUUCCAGCAGUAGUGUGUGCGUGUGUGCGUGCUUGUGUUUCAGGAUGCUGGAAAAUGUCAAGACUGCAAAUCCCAGCACUUCAGGCCUUGGAUGAACAAUGGGAUGCUUGCAGCCAUGUUGGGUGUCUUCUGUGCUGUGCGCUCUUGUCAAUGCAGUUCCUAUGGGUAGAUUAUAUUGUGCAACAGCAGCCCAGGGAAAUCGUGUGUUCUGCACGUUCCAAAGCGUCUUUCACUCUCUUGAAAACAUUUUCCUCUUGCCGGCGGCUUUUCUACAUCCGGGCGCGAAGUGCCAAUCAAAUGUGCCAUCCAGAAAUACCAAAGUCAACAGUGAAAGCAUGUACAGUAUGGCCUGCUGUUGAGAGGAAAAACCACUUAAAAUUCUGCAACCAAUUAGUCAACUCCUCUCAAAAGUGCCUGCAGAAUUAUUUUUUUUCAUUGCGGAUGCAUGGGUGCUUGACUCAUUGUAUCAGUGACAUUUUGUUGUUAUAUGGUCAACUCUUUCUGUACCGAUGGCCAGGAUAGUCCCAGCAAAGAACACCUUGCAGUGUGAAUUCCUGAUAAGUAUAUCCAUAAACUUGCUCCUAGUUGAAGUUUUCAACACUAGAUGCCAGCACUUGUUAAUAUUAAUGGCAUUGUGUGUAGUCUUUCUGCUUAUUAUGGAUUGUUUGAUGGCUUGCAUUGGCAACAUGGCCGUCCUGUGCACCCAAUUUCGUGGAAAUUUGGCACUUAUCUUUGUUACUUCUUGUGAGAAAAUAUGUGCCUUCUUAGAGCCGGCCAUACUGUACGUGUGCCAAUGUGAAUUUUGUUACGUUUGCUCAUAUGCUGGUGUGGGUGUCUGGCUGAAGGAUGAACAUGCAAAAAUCUAUACUUAAAGGGCAACUUCGGCAAUUUUUUUGCUAUGUCAAGGUAAUGGAAUAUUUAGGUUCCUGCUGUCACCCGUCUGAUCUAGUAGAAUUGUUCCGUAAAUUUGAAAAUAAUUUUAAAUAAGCAAAAAAGUGCAAAACUGAAACCGAAACUUUACCAAGUAACCGAACGAACCUCUUUGUGUGACAUCACAAGUGCCUCCAGUAGGGAAGGUGGCGAGGCAUGCCGGUCUCGCCUGCUGGUUGAACGAAACCGGCGAAGAGCAGACGCUCAGCUGGUUCGUGACCUCGCCGGGCCUUUGGAUGACAAUGUGAGCUGCGUCAGCUCUUCAAAUUUGUCAAACGGAGAGGAGUACUAUUCUGGCGAAUUCAAUAGCCACGAAUCCCCGUUUGCAUUCGACCCGCCACCACAAGAGCCAGCGCACGUGCGCUACAUAUCGUGCCGCAACAUGAAGGCCAAGGGUAGCCCUAAACGCUGAUUUUAUAUGUGCCUGCUUGCUAUGUUAGGUUUUUUACCCCUUCUCAGGGAAGCACUUUACAUGCCCACUGUAAGACAUGGAGCACGAAUUCUCGCAUUCUUCUCGAAUGCCGCUGACAGUCCGAAGCACCAACCGGCGCAUUCGUUUACAUCGGCAGUACAGCGACCCCACUCAUUGUCAGCUUGAGAUAUAAUGCUAGCCGGUCAUCAUUGACAUCAGUUAAUGUCAGAACAUGUCAAAACAGGCAGAUUUUCUGCAUGUAAGCAUCAUUGCAUCACUAUGAAUUGCGCUGAUAUGAGCCGACCACACAACUUCGAAAACAGCGAGCGGGAGACCGUAGUACGGGAGCGUUGUUAUGCUGCCUACUUAUCACUCUUCGUAUUCUCUUCAUGCACACAAUGUUUUCCGUAAUGUAGACACAGAUGAGGACUUUGCGCAUGUGAUCGCUCGUUUAGAGAACGUAUAGUUUUCUCGCGGUAACACCGAUGCCAUUGACGCCAUUGGCAGCUAAACGAGGCGGUUGUUUACGCUGCUGCAUCGAAGGGGCCUACGCUUGCUGCCCAUUUGCGAUACGAAGCAAGCAGUGCACCUCAAAAGCUAAAUAAUGAGUCUGUAUGACAAUACAUAAAAAUAAACCCAUGUUCCUAGUCUCAUUUAAUUUAGGGAAGUGCCGGAGUGCGGCUGGCAGCUUUUCAUCGAAAACAGCAAUGUGCUGAUGUCAAUAUUGCUCCGUGUUGUUGCUUCUCACUUUAUGUGUGUGCAUUGUACAAAAUUUGGAACGGUUUAUUUCAAAUUCGUAUGUUCAACACUGAACUGCAGAAGGCGUUUUGUUCAUCCUGAUAGCUUAAUUAGCUUGAGGUCAGUAGCUAAGGUCUGCCAGCAGUAGACGCAUGAACUACGCGGCUGUGACAUAUAGGCUUAACCUCGGCGUUACAUAUCGGCAUAGGCUCAAACUGUGUGUGUGUGGAUGGCGAGGGCAGAAGUUUGUGUGGCCAACAACGCAACACCACUUGCCUCCCAUCUCUUGCCCACCUAGAGGGAACGCAACUUCUUGUGACAGCAACUUCUCACGCCAUGCACUAACUCACGAUCGUUGACUUCUCGACGUUCUCGUCGCUGUCUGCAUGAUCCCGGCAUUCUCUGCAUGGAACACUCCUAACAUCACACACAAUGUCGCCUGUAACUGAGGAGGAGGUAAGGUAGGGUGUUCGAGGCAAUGAAUUAAAUUCAUUUGUAAAAAAUCUGUGCGACUCUGAAACCUGCUUUUUUGAGGACAUGACAGAAGUAUUCAGGGGAACAUACCCAGCAAAUUUCAUUGACAUCCGUUGUCAUAAAAAAAUCGCCGAAGUUGUCCGUUAAACUAGUGUUCCUAAGAUGCCAAAGCAAUGGAAGCUUCAUGAAAAGCGAUAGUGAAAGCACUGGGGGACUGCAAGUUAAUUGAGAACAUCAGUGGAUCUUUAAACAAGCACCGAAAUAUAACUGUGUGUUUUUCCCCCCACAGUGGUUAUGUUUUGGUGGGGAACAAAGUGCGAGAAAGAUUGCAUACCGUGCUUCGGGCGCAUGUUAAAGAACCCCAAAUAGUAGAGAUCAACCGUUCCAUUAUAGCAUGUCUCAUAACCUGCGUGUUGCCUUGUACUUUACUGUUGCUCAAUUCAAUGCAGUUUUCCCACUUCAACCCUGUCAAAAUACUUUUUCUGUGGUUGGGCAUCAAACCAGCAACCUUGCACUUGGCAGCCAAACACCAUAGAUGCUGGACCACUGCAGCAGGUGUUAAAUUUACAAUUUUUGCGUGCAGGGUUGUAGCAAUGAUGCGAUAGCUGUACACACAUUUUCACAUGCCUGCUGCGCUUGCAAAGCAGCGACAUGAUGCUUGCUUACCGCAGAUGUGUGUGAUGAAAAUGUUUCUGUGGCCUUUUGUCAUGAUGCUGCCGUGUGGAAAAGUGCAUGCACCAUGCAUUGCACACAGUGCCUUCCAUGAGCUGUUCAAAAGCUAACCAGUUGUCUUUUUUGCAUGUUCAGAGCUGUGCGUGUGCGUGAGCAUUUGUGUUUACGUAGCGUUGUGGUAUUUAUGUCUAUACAAAAGCUGUCGUAUGUGUUGAGUAAACAGUUAUACUUAUCUGCGAGCGUACCCUGUUGGAACGUAAAGUGUCGUACGUGCAGACACUAUGUGAUGAUAAUAUUUUUGCUGGCGGGCAUUGCAGGAUGAAGUCCAUGGGGGCAUUACUAGUAGUCAGACUGUCGGUGAAUGCACUGGUGAUAAUUCAUCAGCACUACAUGGCUGCCUUAUAAACGUGUACGAGGUUUGGUGUUGCAAUAGUGCCUGUGCGGUAGACAAACUUCACUGCGUGGUCUUCGUUGUCACGUAAGGCACUUGCCAAGUUACCCACUGACCGCAGCUCAUAGUGCCUUCGAAGAAUUAGUUUGCCUAUUAUUGACUGCCUUUUCUUUCUUUUUGCUCGUGCUGAACAGUCUUCGAACUAUGAACAUGAUGCCCAGCAUCAUCCUCCAGCAUGGCGUUCUCUUCCAGGAUAGCUUCAAGCAUAGCCACAGGAAAGUUAAGAAGCAUGCAGUUCACAAAAGCAAGGCAGAGUUAAUUGUGAAAUGCAUGGUACGACGUGGCACCCGAUACAACGGUGCAGCGUGCCCAAAAGACGGCCGCCACAGCUGGUGGAAAUUUGUUUGGUGUUGGUAUGACUAUCCGUACCGUGCAUUGCUGGAGGAGUCCUACUAGUUGAUCCUAUAAUUUGCUAGCAUCCGGCUUGUAAUGCCGGUUGCAUCUUGGUGUUGAUCUCAAGACAUUUGAAUGCCGUUAACAUCUGGAGUCAUCGGCCGUUGCCAUAUUCUUGGGAAAUAUUGAUUUCACAACAUGCAUCAAGAGGCUACUUGCUCUAUAAAAUAAAUAAAUUUAUUUAUUUGUACAUACUGCAGCCCUAUUCGGCUAUUGCAGGAGUGGGUAUGAGAAGCAGAACAAUGACAAAUAAGAAAGGCAAUAUGAACAAUACAGAUGCCAAUGAAACUACCUACCUAUUCAAUGGUCACUAAAAAUAAGUUCAGAAAUAAGUUAAAUAAUAAUAAUAAUAAAAUAGUGAUAAAUAAUACGUUCAUAAAUGAAUCGGCUACCUUCUCCCACAAAAGUCCCACAGACAACACAGUCCUAUAGCAGCACCCAUAGGCAGUCUCUUAUUGUUUGUGUCUGUGAAAGCAAAUUUGUGCCAGUGACAUUGUAAACAAACGCUACCUUUAAAUGUUUACAAUGUGUCUCUGCUAUUGCUUUCUUCCUAAUUCUUUGUGUGCGUUUGUAAAUGUGCUUUUACACCACGACAUUUCCCACCCGUGAUCCUUUAUCAUAAAUUACGCCUACUAGAGAGCUCUAUAGUUGCUAUCUGUGGCUCGGGAUGUUGUGGUAACAGUUACGGUCUUUGACUAGGGUAUUUUGCAGUGCUGGCUGCAUCUCUUUGUACAAUCAGUCUUCGAGUUACCUUUACUAUAAUGUGCAGAAAGUUUUGUAAAGGCUCGCAGUUGUUGAAUAGUGACAUAUCCUGUGCGCUGGUACUCUGCAGCAAAGUACAGUUGGCUGCAAGAAUUUAUGGGACAUGAGACUUUGAGAAAAAGUGCUACAAAGCAUGGACACUCGGACUCAAAAUUCAAUGUUUUGGCUUACAAGAAGCCUUAGCAACCUACACACGAUCCAUUAAAUUAGAAUCGCCAUUGUUUAGCACUGUAGAAAUUUACAUUUGUCGUGAAACUCGUGUCCCGUGAAAUUUCUCGCUUGACUCUACCUUGCAUCGUUGCCAUGUCGGCUGUCAAAAUAGGCCACCGCCUAAUUUUAGUUGCAACUAUUGCCUCUAUUUCUGUAUGCCUCUGCUGUGGGAGCCCAAAACUGAAGCACUGCCUUUCUCGUGGCCAGAUUUUGCUUUCCCUGAUGUUGUGUGCACGUUCCGUGCUUUCUAUUUGCUGAUCACUUUAGUUCUGUUGGUCGCUUUCGCUCCUUGCCUCGUGCAACAGGCAGCUUCCAAGUACAUGUGAUCAUGCAUGUUGUAUGUUCCAGUGCUAACAAUACACCUCAGAAGAAUUGUGCACCAUUUUUAGACUAAAAAGAAAAACUGGCAUUUUUAUGAAAUCGAUAAAGACUGACCUAAGCAGCAUGGCAUUAAAUUGUCGAAAACAAAAUUAAUUAAACGUUUUAUGCGCUUGGAAAAUUUCUACAUUAUGUAGAUGACAAUACCGAGAAGUUUCACGUCAUGUUUUUCUCCCACAUUCUUUAAAAUAGUUUGAGCCCAUUGGUGCCUUUAACUUGGCAUGCUAAGUGCGCACAGGGCAACAAGCCACACAAUGACUGCGACCUAUGUCGUAAAUUGCAACGAGCCACCUGUCGCAGCUUAGCAAUGUGUUGUCAACAUAUCUAUCCACAAACCCGUUUUGGGCAUGAUUUAGACAGAGUUUGGGUCUGUGCGUGUUAUCCAUGCUUUUGUUUACAGUGAUGUUGUACUUGGCCUUGAAAAAUUCAGACGCGAACAUCUGGUCUCUUGGGCUGUGACGGGUCCACUGUUACUUUGUGCACAAGACGAUCACAAAUGUGGCCUCUUCAUGCGAAUCUAUGUUGUUACGAAUCACAGCAGUGCUGUAGCGCAAUUUGAGAGUCGACUUUUUAUGCAUAAUUUUUUUUUUCACUUUAGGCACCAGAAAUUGCCCUAGUCACCAACAUGGUGUUGUUCUGUCACUUUCAAUGUACAGCAAAGAAGUAUUUUUAUCAGAGUGAACGUUGAGCAUUGCACAAAAUUCAGAAAUAAAUUUUCUUUGAGAAUA